Exophiala spinifera is the source of this 1311-nucleotide messenger RNA. RefSeq lists its product as uncharacterized. The coding region runs from base 1 to 1311 and encodes 436 amino acids. Gene Ontology annotation, molecular function: phosphatidate phosphatase activity. The transcript is spliced from 2 exons. Lineage: Eukaryota; Fungi; Ascomycota; Eurotiomycetes; Chaetothyriales; Herpotrichiellaceae. The record is from RefSeq and is a predicted model, not a curated record. Gene Ontology annotation, cellular component: actin cortical patch.
AUGGGCAAGUCAAGAGCCCGGUCGGCUCGUGUCGACCGGGCAGAUCAAAAACUCCAUGAAACACCGCUUGAGGCCGAAUCCCGCAAGGAAGCCAAUUUUGCCGAAGUCGAAUCUAAGCUGCCAAAGCGCUUCGACAGAUCUGAGAUGGGUUUCAUCGACAAAAGCACCAGCAUUCUUGGUCACCGAAAUCCCUUCGGAAAGAAAGCCACCCCGAAAGACAACAUAGUAUGGCUUCUUGACAAUUCUGCUUACGCCCCGGUCAACCCAGGCAAAGCCGGUGCCCAAACUUGGGAGGCGGAAUUUGUGGCCUGUUUCUUUCGAGCGGGUCGUAAAGAUUUGUCCAAAUAUGUCAGCAGUCUCAUGGACCUCAUGGGCAUCGAUGGCAAGGCUGGGACUGACCCGGAAGUCACCAGGAGAAUUGAAGAACGGGUGAAGCCCUUUGUCAUGGCGAUCGCACCGGCUCGCACUAUUGAGAUUGAGGUGCCUUGCCCAACUCCGCAAGGCAAUCCUCACAAGCGGCUUCUCGGCCCGUCGAAUCUCAAUGGCAUCAGUAGCCAGGUCAUGCCCGUAGGAGGUGCAGAUGAUGCCGACGGUAAGACGGUUAUUGGCUCGAGCGCCGAUGGUCUGUUUCCAGAUCUCACAUUCCAGACGCACUUUGUUGGCCCUGAGGGAUAUGCCAUCAUCUCUGACAUCGACGACACCAUCAAAGUCACCAAGACUCCAAAUCCUACUGGGAUCUUGUUGUCCACUUUUGCGGAUGAACCAAAGGUGACCUCCGGAAUGCCAGAGUUCUACAAAGUCUUGAACGAGGCCUUCAAAUCUCCAGCUUGGUUCUAUCUCUCUGCCUCGCCAUACAAUUUGUAUCCUUUCCUGCAUGGUUUCGUUCAUCAGCACUAUCCCGCCGGAACACUGAUCCUUCGGGAUGCGUCAUGGAUGAGCCUUGGAGGUUUGCUGCAAUCAUUCACACAAGGUGUGCAAGAGUACAAGACGGACCGAAUCGACAAAAUACAGUCGUGGCUUCCCAACCGCAAGUUUAUUUGCAUCGGUGAUUCGACCCAAUCUGACCCUGAAGCCUACGCCCAGAUGUACACCAAGUAUCCCGAUUGGAUCAAGGCAAUCUAUAUCAGAAAGGUCGUCGACGCUCCGAAUAUGGAGGUCAAAAACAGAAAUAGUCGCUUCGCAGAGGCUUUCAAAGAUGUGCCUGACUACGUAUGGAGAGUGUUCGUGCAACCAGAAGAACUCGCUGAUCACGUCAAACAUCUUGCUGGUCAGGCACAUCCCGGUCUACUUGGCUCAUUGCUCAGCGUCUAG